Molecule: messenger RNA, 1044 nt
Organism: Anthostomella pinea
Lineage: Eukaryota; Fungi; Ascomycota; Sordariomycetes; Xylariales; Xylariaceae
Source: the annotation of a GenBank genome assembly
AUGGACUACCCAUGUUUGCCGUUCACAACUCGGGCUCUUGGGGCUCGGGGCACACCACGCGACGCCCACCAAGCGUCAGAUUUCACGGCCUUGCUACCAGCAUCGCAUCGUACAGAGGCGGAUCACAUCGUCGCGCCACAAGCCGAUUCCGACUUCCUGAAGGUUGAACUACUCGUCAAGAGACUCAACGCCGUCCAGGACUGGCUAUGGGUAUGUGGCCGGCCCAUGCCGCCUCGCCCACUUCACCACCAGGUCCUCAUCAACCGGGACAUCACCAUCACCGAGAACCCGGAACUGCACCUGGUAUGGCACAAACACCGCAUCUUCCUGAAGCCCAUUCCAUCCUGGCUUCUCGAGCCUGACGUCUGGACGGAGCGUAUCCUGCCCAACCCCGAGCUCGCCCGCUGCGCACGGGGGUUUCUCUUCUCGUACACGGCGCUCAUCGCGUACGAGAGCGACUUCCGUAUGGCGAAGGAGAAGGGCCUAUUUCCCCUAGAAGUCAAUUGGGAGAACUGGAAACAGCUCUCCAGGGAGAUAUUAAGUAAUCACUGUUACGCCACUGUUAACCCGAGGUAUUGGUACGGAGAGCUUCGCCUGAGUCGCCUGAACAAGGUCUACCGGCUCCGAAAGGGCUGGCUUCUGCGCGGCUACUCCAAGGUCGCUGCGCACACGGUCUAUGUCGACCUGAUCCGCGACAACUUUGGCGCCCUGGCGACAAUACUCGGUUACGUCGUCAUCGUGUUGACGGCGAUGCAGGUCGGGCUGGGGACAGAUCGGCUCCAGUCCGAUGGCGCUUUCCAGAGCGUGAGCUAUGGCUUCACCGUCUUCAGCAUUAUUGCGCCGCUGGUGGCCGGUGUCGGGAUCAUCAUUGGUGUUUUGGCCAUGUUUGUCAGUAACUGGAUCGUGACGAAGGACUACGAGGGGAAGAGGUUCCGGGAGAUGGGGGUAGAGCCGUACUGGAGGAAUGAGCCUGGGAAGGCUAUCGCUGUGUCGUCCAUCAAGGACAGUUCACAAGGCUCGGAUGGACACGGAGGGGGAGUCUAA